This is a messenger RNA of Melanotaenia boesemani (Boeseman's rainbowfish), 1775 nucleotides long. RefSeq names its product ribosomal protein S24 (gene rps24). Gene Ontology annotation, cellular component: ribosome. NCBI's taxonomy places the organism in Eukaryota, Metazoa, Chordata, Actinopteri, Atheriniformes, Melanotaeniidae. Gene Ontology annotation, molecular function: structural constituent of ribosome. Gene Ontology annotation, biological process: translation. The record is from RefSeq and is a predicted model, not a curated record. The coding region runs from base 62 to 469 and encodes 135 amino acids. The transcript has 5 exons.
UAAUCCGGUCGCCUGCUGGUCCUUCCUCCUUUUUACGUCCUUGAGCGAGGCCGGCGUCAAGAUGAAUGACACAGUAACGGUCAGGACCCGCAAGUUCAUGACGAACCGACUGCUUCAGAGGAAGCAAAUGGUCGUUGAUGUCCUGCAUCCUGGCAAAGCUACAGUUCCCAAAACCGAAAUCAGGGAGAAGCUCGCCAAGAUGUACAAGACCACCCCUGAUGUUGUGUUCGUCUUUGGCUUCAGGACUCAGUUUGGUGGUGGCAAGACAACAGGCUUUGCCAUGGUCUAUGAUUCCCUAGACUAUGCAAAGAAAAAUGAGCCCAAACACAGACUUGCUAGGCAUGGUCUGUAUGAGAAAAAGAAGACUUCAAGAAAACAGCGAAAGGAACGCAAGAACAGAAUGAAGAAAGUACGAGGCAUCAAGAAGGCCAGUGUUGGCGCUGCGGGUAAAAAGAAGGUAAAUGUUUAAGUAGACUAACCGCAUUGUGCAGAUAAUGCAGGAGUUAUAGAUGAUCGCUAGCUCCUGCCUUUACAGCCUAGCUUUCUUUAAAGCUUUAUUGGCUUUCCUCUUGGAUGUACAUCCCACAUCCAAUAUGAGAGGAUUUUACCCACUGGUUAUUACUUGCUUGGCCGUUAUUUCUCCUGUUACUAAUGAAUACUAUAGUCUGCUAAUGGUGGUUGUAGACCCUGUUUUGAAAACCACCUCACAUUGUGAGGAGCUCUUAGCCAUAACCGAAGGUACUUUAAAAAGAAAAGAUAAUUGGGCACUAAUCAGUGAUGUCUCCCGCUGUAGUUAUUUAUUUUUUUGUAUUUUUUUGUGAAACUCUAAUACUCCUGUACCCCUCUUUGGCACCAGUCACUGAUCUCACAUAGAACAGAUCUCUGAAUUUUAAGUCCUGGCUGAACUGUGUUUUAAUGUUGUGCAGUUCUGUCUGUGAUGAGUACAGCACAGGUGGUUACUAAAUUAUUGACAGCAGUUACAUAUUGUAUAUAGACUUGGAUCUAAAUGUUAGUCCAACCAUUUAAGACCAUUCAGAGAUCUUUUCUAUCCUAUGUUUCAAUUUUCAACAUGUUAACAUUUAUUUUGUUCCAUUUUUUUGUUCUUGAUUUUGCUUCCCACGGAUUUCUUUUGCAGAAAUGAGGUGUCAGUUUGCAGGUAUAGAAGCAGAACAAGCAUGGUGUGCCACUGUGUUGCACAACCUAAGAUCAUAGACUUGAGCCUCAUGCAUGUCAGACAGUACUUUUCUCUCCAGUACUUGAUGUUUUCUCCCUGUCCUAUAUUGUUUCAAACACCUUGGCUUGUAGGUUUUUCCACUACCCCAGCCCCUUUUUACUGCUGUCUAUGCUGUGUUGGGUAUAUGUAGUAGGCUUUACCUGCCCUAACUUAUUCUCAAACAAAAACAAGUGCUUUGACAGCAAAAGUAAAUUUACAAAAUCUAGUAAAUAGAAUCUGAGUGUAGCAUGUUGUUCUGGGUUUUGUGUGUUUUUAAUUGGAGCGUCUGAACUAAAGGACUGAAAAUGUGUGAAGUUACACUGAACGUUUUGCUAUAUAUGAUGUUACUCAGAUUGUAAUAUGUUAAAAAUACUACUACUUUAACAUUCAUCUCAGUUUGCACUCUUUAACCUUAAAAUACUCACACUGUCAGUGAUUUGUGUUGUAGUAAUUUAGUCUGCUCUGAUAGUAAUUGCUGUUAUUUCUUUGCAGUGAGCCCGGACAGCCAGGGAGGGUCUUCGUGCUCAGGAUGUUCUUGUAUAUUGUCAUCAAAUAAAGUUUG